This is a messenger RNA of Oncorhynchus tshawytscha (Chinook salmon), 1770 nucleotides long. Its product is annotated as phytanoyl-CoA hydroxylase-interacting protein. Gene Ontology annotation, molecular function: protein binding. The transcript has 5 exons. Bases 247 to 1251 code for a protein of 334 amino acids. Lineage: Eukaryota; Metazoa; Chordata; Actinopteri; Salmoniformes; Salmonidae. The record is from RefSeq and is a predicted model, not a curated record. Gene Ontology annotation, cellular component: cytoplasm.
GCGAUGCAGCUGUACAGCAGUCCAGUAAAUAUCUUUAUCAGAGCCCAGCUAGAGGAGGAGAGAGAGGGAGGGAGCAUGUGUGAUAGAGAGAGAGAAUGAGAGGGAACGAGAGAAGGAGAGAGGGAGAGUAGAGGAAGAUCAAGUGAGAAUAAGAGUAAGAGAAAAGGAGUGUUCAUUUUACUUCCUAGUCGGUUUUCCUGGGGGAAUCUAUCAACGACUGCAGAAGAAAAUAAAGGGCUAACAACCAUGGAGACAGCCCUUUCCACCCCCCAUAAUAUCCAGAUCUGUGAGGUGACCUGCGACUCCUUCCGCAUCGGCUGGAACAUGACCCCUGAGGAUACUGCCAAGGCCACACACUUCUUCAUUGACCUCAGCCGCAAGGAGGGCGGGGAUCCCAACCGCUUCAAGCACAGGGAUGUGCCCACCAAAUUGGUGGCCAAGGCGGUGCCCUUACCCAUGGCAGUGAGAGGCCAUUGGUUCCUGAGCCCGCGGACAGAGUACUGUGUUGCUGUGCAGACAGCAGUAAGACAGGCAGAUGGAGAGUACCUGGUGUCUGACUGGAGCCAGGUGGUAGAGUUCUGCACAGGGGAUUAUGCCAUGGACCACCUCAAACAGCUCCUUGGCAAAGCGAAGGGUUCUGCUGGAAGAUUGCUAAGGUUCUCUGUAUUUUAUCGCAACCAGCACCCUGAUUAUUUUCAAUAUGUCAGAACUGAGUGUGGGGGGCUGAUGCGCCCAGCCAUGAAAGACAAUAGUGGAAGCCAUGGCUCUCCUAUCAACAGCAAACUGCAGGGAGUCUUCCUCAGUUGCAACACUGAGUUUGACACAGGUCUUCCUCCAAACGACUCCCCCUACGGCCCCCUGCGUUUCCAGAUCCCGGCCGGGAACCUGCUGAAUCGCAACACUAAUCUUUACUUUGCUGACUUCUACUGUAUGUACACAGCCUAUCACUAUGUGGUGUUGGUACUGGCCCCUGCUGGCUCAGAGGGGGAUAACUUCUGCCAUACCAGUCUCCCCCUGCUGGACUUGUCCGCCAACCCCUUCCUGACAUACAUCCCCUCUCAAAGGCAAGAGGAAGAGUCCUUGUUCUGCCACGCCAGUGAUGUCAUCCUGGAGGUGCUGUACACAGAGCCGAUACAUCUGGAGCAGGGCAGUGUGGUGAAGAUCAGUGGCCACCACCAGAUGAGCCAGACGACGGCCAACGCCAAGAAGGACCCCAGCUGCAAGGUGUGCAACAUCAGUGUGGGCCGCUGAGAGAACGGGCUGGACUGACAGGCUUUAGAGAACAGUGAGGAUUUGUGUAGGCAUAGAUGUAGAGAAAUGUGCAGAGCGAUUUCAUCUAUCUCAUAGUGUAAGGUAAAGUAACACAACUGGGACAGCCCAUCUCUUGGGUUAUGUGCAUGCUGGCUGCCCCAUCCCUCUCCGUCGCUACUAGUAUUCAAAAUCUCCAAAAUCAUCAAUCAUCAUGUGGACCAAAAGAAAGGCACGAUAGAUUAUGGGCUUACAGUUUGAUACAGAGGACCAUAUGUUUGAGAUCCUCCAUUGCUAGAGGAAGCUGUGAUGUACACAUUGUGUAACACUGCAUUUGUCAAAUAACAUUUCAUAUGAUAUAUAUUCGUAUGAUAUUUCCAUCUUUUCCUUACAGUACCUGUUGGUCUUAGAUGAUUCCAAUAUUUCUUGUACGUUAAAACACACUGUCAACUGAAUUACUAUUUGAAAAUGUUCAAACAUUGUUAUUGAGUCAAUGCUUAUGAUAAGUGAAUAAUAAAGAUU